AUGGGGAGAGGACUCCUGGGGGAGAGGACUCAUGAGGAGAGGACUCAUGGGGAGAGGACUCAUGGGGACAGGCCUCAUUGGGAGAGGACUCAUGGGGGAAAGGACUCAUGGGGAGAGGACUCAUGGGGAGAGGACUCAUGGGGGAGAGGACUCAUGGGGGGAGGACUCAUGGGGGGAGGACUCAUGGGGGAGGAGGACUCAUGGGGAGAGGACUCAUGGGGAGAGGCCUCAUUGGGAGAGGACUCAUGGGGAGAGGACUCAUGGGGGAGAGGACUCAUGGGGGAGAGGACUCAUGGGGGAGAGGACUCAUGGGGGAAAGGACUCAUGGGGAGAGGACUCAUGGGGAGAGGACUCAUGGGGAGAGGACUCAUGAGGAGAGGACUCAUGGGGGAAAGGACUCCUGGGGGAGAGGACUCAUGGGGAGAGGACUCAAGAGGGAGAGGACUCAUGGGGAGAGGACUCAUGGGGGAAGGACUCAAGAGGGAGAGGACUCAUGGGGAGAGGACUCAUGGGGAGAGGACUCAUGGGGGAGAGGACUCAUGGGGAGAGGACUCAUGGGGAGAGGACUCAUGGGGAGAGGCCUCAUUGGGAGAGGACUCAUGGGGAGAGGACUCAUGGGGAGAGGACUCAUGGGGAGAGGACUCAUGGGGAGAGGACUCAUGGGGAGAGGACUCAUGGGGAGAGGACUCAUGGGGAGAGGACUCAUGGGGAGAGGACUCAUGA
This is a messenger RNA of Knipowitschia caucasica, 723 nucleotides long. Lineage: Eukaryota; Metazoa; Chordata; Actinopteri; Gobiiformes; Gobiidae. The record is from the annotation of a GenBank genome assembly.